AUGGGUACACUCGAAACGAGAUUGGACACGGCGGAUCCACGGCGGAGCGACCAAAUCACCGGCAAGACGAUGCUAUUCUCAGCCUUAGUCGCCAUCGCCGUCGCCGGACCACUUAUCGUCUUGAUGGCCAUCAGUUUCUGUGCAACGAUGAUACUGUUUUUAGUCACUGCUCCACUUUUCGUUAUCUUCAGCCCUCUGCUGCUGGCUGCCGGCUUUGUGGUUGCGGCGGCGAUGGUGGGGCUCGGAAUGGCGGCUGUGAUGGCAAUAGCGGGGCUUGCGGCGUUGAGAUGGGUUUUCCUGUCAUUUAAUGGCGACGCCGGGAAGGUGAUUAGAGACAAGGUGGUGGAAUUGGGGGAGAGAAUUAAAUAUGCCGGAAACGGUUGGGUUAGUCACUUGAAUCAGAAGGUGCAGAGUUCGCCGGAAAAUUGGUCGGCACGCCGGAGCUUAAUAGUGAAGUAA
Cynara cardunculus var. scolymus (artichoke) is the source of this 459-nucleotide messenger RNA. RefSeq names its product oleosin. Gene Ontology annotation, biological process: lipid storage. Bases 1 to 459 code for a protein of 152 amino acids. NCBI's taxonomy places the organism in Eukaryota, Viridiplantae, Streptophyta, Magnoliopsida, Asterales, Asteraceae. The record is from RefSeq and is a predicted model, not a curated record. Gene Ontology annotation, cellular component: monolayer-surrounded lipid storage body; membrane. The transcript has a single exon.